Messenger RNA from Varanus komodoensis (Komodo dragon), 1484 nucleotides. RefSeq names its product histone H3. Gene Ontology annotation, molecular function: protein heterodimerization activity; DNA binding; structural constituent of chromatin. The record is from RefSeq and is a predicted model, not a curated record. Bases 946 to 1356 code for a protein of 136 amino acids. NCBI's taxonomy places the organism in Eukaryota, Metazoa, Chordata, Lepidosauria, Squamata, Varanidae. Gene Ontology annotation, cellular component: nucleosome. The transcript has a single exon.
GCGCGACCCAAAGGCUCUUUUCAGAGCCGCCCACGCGCUCACGAGAGAGCUGCUCCCGCUGCGUUACAUUCUCCCUCUCGCAAAGAACUCGCCGUGGCUUUUACGGUUCAUACGAAAAUGAUCCCAGGCUUUCCUUCAGUGUAGCUUACUCAACUGCAUCUUGGCGGGUGUUUUCUACGAUUUUACAGUGGAGAUCAGCUAGCUACCCCCGUAAACAACACAAACCUAACGCUUGUGUGUCAUAAAACUGAGGUCCCUAGUAUCGUGAAUAUAAAGGUAGCAUUUCUAACUCGCACUUUCAAGACGGAUUAAGUUUCCUGCCGUUGCAGGUUAUUCUCUCGCUUCUGACUAGCUUCACACACGGCUGUUUGUUAAUAUGUCCCGGAGUAAGCUAUAAAGCUAUAAAAGAUGCAUGAAUGUUUCUGUUCCUUCAAACACAGUAAGGUUUAUUUUACCGUGACAAAGAGACUUUAUGAAAAUAUUAGACCUUAAGUGGAUUUUUCUGGUUGUCACUGGUGCUAAAGCUUAGCCACCGAAGCCGUAGGAAGCCACCCUUGUCCAAAUCUUUGCCACCCUUCCCACGAAUGGACAUUUUUAACGAAUUCAGCUACUCAACUCAGGAUGUCCCAAUCCUUUCCAAGCAGAGAGACAAUUUCCCGACCUGAAAGAAAACUGAAAAUGCUCCUACAUUGCAGUGUGUGAGGUUUCAUUUUCGUCCAAUCAAAUAAAACGUCUUUUCAGCUGUCCAGUGAGAGCCGUUUGAAACAACUGAGAUGGUGCCCCGCCCCACACUGCAUCUAGCCAAUUGUUGUCCAGCCCAGGAAAUUCAAACUUUCUAACGUUCACCUCACAGCAUUCAGCCAAUCAGGACUGUGAGGACGGUCUAUAAAUACUGAGCCAGCCGUUUCUUGCAGUUAUUUGUGGCGAUUUCCUCCAAGUAGUAAAAUGGCUCGUACCAAGCAGACGGCGCGCAAGUCGACCGGCGGGAAGGCGCCGCGCAAGCAGCUGGCGACCAAGGCGGCCCGCAAGAGCGCGCCGGCCACGGGCGGCGUGAAGAAGCCGCACCGCUACCGGCCCGGCACGGUGGCGCUGCGCGAGAUCCGGCGCUACCAGAAGUCGACGGAGCUGCUGAUCCGCAAGCUGCCCUUCCAGCGCCUGGUGCGCGAGAUCGCGCAGGACUUCAAGACCGACCUGCGCUUCCAGAGCUCGGCCGUGAUGGCGCUGCAGGAGGCGAGCGAGGCCUACCUGGUGGGGCUCUUCGAGGACACCAACCUGUGCGCCAUCCACGCCAAGCGCGUCACCAUCAUGCCCAAGGACAUCCAGCUGGCCCGCCGCAUCCGCGGGGAGAGGGCGUGAAGUCGAUACCGCAGUAGGGGCUCCUACCGAAAACAACCCAAAGGCUCUUUUAAGAGCCACAACUUCUCCACAAAGAGUGCUGAUAACUCCAAAAAAAUCAAAGACUGCAACGUAAUAUAUCACUUGUA